Sclerotinia borealis F-4128 is the source of this 906-nucleotide messenger RNA. The record is from the annotation of a GenBank genome assembly. Lineage: Eukaryota; Fungi; Ascomycota; Leotiomycetes; Helotiales; Sclerotiniaceae.
AUGUCCACCGAAAAGCCUCUUCCCUUCGUUUACCAAUUCGCAGCUGGUGCAAUUGCAGGUGUAUCGGAAAUUCUUAUUAUGUACCCGUUAGAUGUCGUGAAGACUCGAGUACAACUGCAAACCAGCUCGGCGGGACCAGAUGGCUACAAUGGCAUGGUCGAUUGCUUCCGAAAGAUCAUCAAGAACGAAGGUUUCUCACGGUUAUACCGCGGAAUCAACGCCCCAAUCCUGAUGGAAGCCCCAAAACGUGCCACUAAAUUUGCGGCCAACGAAUCAUGGGGAAAGUUCUACCGCGAUAUAUUCGGCGUCGCUAAAAUGAACCAAUCCCUCUCCAUCCUAACUGGAGCUACCGCCGGUGCAACCGAAUCCUUCGUAGUCGUCCCCUUCGAACUUGUCAAGAUCCGUCUACAAGAUCGCGCCUCUGCUGGAAAAUACUCAGGCAUGAUCGAUUGCGUGAGCAAGAUUGUGAAGGCCGAGGGACCAUUGGCUCUUUACAAUGGACUAGAAAGUACACUGUGGAGACACAUCUUAUGGAACGCCGGAUACUUUGGAUGUAUUUUUCAAGUCAAGGCAUUAAUGCCCCAACCCGAGAAUAAGAAGCAGGAAAUGUUAAUCAACAUGAUAUCCGGAGCAAUCGGUGGAACCACCGGUACAAUCGUCAACACCCCCAUGGAUGUCGUCAAAUCGCGUAUCCAAAAUAGUCCCAAGGUCGCCGGCCUAGCACCAAAAUACAACUGGGCAUGGCCAGCCCUCGGAACCGUCAUGAAGGAAGAAGGUUUCGCAGCACUAUACAAAGGAUUCCUACCCAAGGUCCUCAGAUUAGGACCCGGUGGUGGUAUUUUACUCGUCGUAUUCACCUCAGUAACUGAUUUCUUCCGAAAGGCACGUGCAGAGAAAGGACUAUAG